AUGAGUUUGAUAAAACAAGACAGGGAAGAGUUUGCCAACGAAAACUUGUUUAAAACUACACAACACGGCUUUCGUUCGGGAAAAUCUUGUAUUACUCAGCUUCUUGACGUUGUUUACAACAUUGGUAAGGCGUUAGAUUGCAGUAAAGAAAUGGACAUGAUCUAUUUAGAUUUUUCCAAAGCUUUCGAUUCGGUACCUCACGAUAAACUUAUUUUUAAACUCUCCCAAUUUGGUAUUACUGGGCCGCUCUUAGACUGGUUUUCUGACUAUCUGUCUGCACGUAAACAGCGCGUGGUAGUUGAUGGUUUCUCAUCAAGUUACCUCGAUGUAACAUCUGGUGUUCCUCAAGGCAGUAUUGUUGGCCGAUUGCUUUUCUUGAUCUACGUUAAUGACCUUCCUGACGCAGCAAAACACCGAAGAAUACCAAUGUUUGCUGACGACA
Molecule: messenger RNA, 442 nt
Organism: Paramuricea clavata
Lineage: Eukaryota; Metazoa; Cnidaria; Anthozoa; Malacalcyonacea; Plexauridae
Source: the annotation of a GenBank genome assembly